CCCGCGCUACAAAUCAUCAUUUGGGUCCUGCCUGCUCUGCAUUGCGUCUGUCAUCUUCGGCGUGAUAUUGAAGUCUGCUAUUGACGACAUGGUGUCUGAUGGCCAAUGUUCUUUGGGGGGCAAUUUCGUUGCCUUCGACUUCGCUGAAGUGAUGAAAGGGAGCGCCAGUCUCAGACAAGACGAUCCCAAGCUCAUUGAGGUAAUACGAACACAGUACCUGAACCCAGCAUCGACCAAACCAUACAAAAUGAAAAAUAAUAAAGACGACCCCUCCCAGUUCAAUCAGCCAACAGAAAUCCUAAAGCUCCUUGGACCGAUUCGGAAUGGAUUCUUCAUCGAGUGUGGGGCGUAUGACGGCGAAACUUUCUCCAACACGCUCAACUUUGAGAGAACUUUGGGCUGGCGAGGCCUCCUGGUUGAAGGCGACCCAAAUAACUACAAGGCGCUUCUACGAAUGAACAGAAAGGCAUGGACUGUAGGCGCUUGCCUCAGCAUUAAACCAUUUCCUCAUUCCGUGAUGUUUCAGAUGAAGGGAACAGGGGGCCUGAUAAGAAGAGAUAUGGAGGGUAAGGUCUCGCGACCAAAAAAUGUGGUCGAAGUUCAGUGCCUUCCCCUCUUCUCUCUCUUGUUGGCUCUCAACGUAACCACCGUCGACUACUUCAGCUUAGACGUCGAAGGCCUUGAGCUGGAGGUUCUCAAGACCAUUCCCUGGGACAAAGUUCACAUAAAAACACUCUCCGUGGAGCACCAACAUGGCGUUUGGUCCAAAGAUGAUCUUCGGCGCUACAUGGAACAACAAGGUUAUUGGACUUACAACAAUGUAACCAAGUUUAGAGCUGAUUUUCUAGAUUUCAUCUUCGUGAAAAAUACAUUCAAAACACGAAAAGAGUAUCUUUCUAGCCGUCAGUCCAAGCAAUAAUCGGUGCAGAGUGAUGCAAAAACUGAGCUGACGCGCGAAGUUUCAUAAACUUACUUACGCUUUCCGCUUCUAUUUCACUUAUAUCAUGAAGUUCACUUACGCUUUCCGCCUAUUGCUAGGGGCUUCAGUGUUUGCUAAAUGAAGAGCCGUUGGUUGUGUUAGCUUCCUGGGUAAGGCCGCAAUGUUGAUCCUUAUGAGUUUUGUCGUUUCCUGGUAGUGGAUGCAGUAUUGACUAUUUAGGUUUUCUAGUUAAGGCUAGGAUACUACAAUUAAGGAAAAAAAAUUCUAGACUUAAGGCUCAUAAUUUGCCAGCAAGACCGUCAAAAUGCCGUUUUGAUGUGAAUAAAAUUAAUUAUUAGGUUAUAAGCUAUAUAGGUGAAGGUGAGCUCCGACCGUAUGGGAGCAAGAUGGAGCCAGAAUUAACAAGACCGCAUCGAAGACGGAGAUAUAGCUCACAUCCUUCAUCGGAACGAUUUCAUACUAUAGUCGAUUCAUUAAAGACACUUGCAAUUUCACUUAACAUCCUUCAGAUUUGUUUAGAAAAGAUGAAAAAUAAUCUCUGCCACGGUCAAAUGAAGCAGAACCGUUUCGAACACAUAAAUGUUGCACUUAAUUACUUCAGUGCCUCUUCUGAACAUACCAGUUCAAAAGAUAGCCUUUAGUUUUACACACCAAUGCCUCUAUUAAUUCUAUGGGUUAUAUAGGUAGUGCAUACUUCAUCUGAUUCAUGAUGACAUUCCACGCCCAAAAUUCUCAUUCUACACUAGGAAGGUAGAUAUAUUUACAUUGCGAAUGCAUUUCGAUCGUGCUAUUGUAAGAUUUUGUAUUGUUCGGUGUUUCAUUGGAUUUCCCGUUGUGGUGCUACUGUUUUUUUGCAGGUAUAUCCCAUAAAUAUAAUCAGUGUAUUGACGGAGUACUGUCCGUUUAUCUUCACUUCGACGUAAAAACUGCUAAGAGCGAGUAUUGUUAUUUUGAUCUUGAUUAAUUUUGAACACCAAUUUGUUUAUGAGGGGCUUGUGUAAGGCAUUUGAUAUCCCGUCAAUAUGGCAAUAUAUCAAGUUAGUUGCCAGUAGGACCAAUGUUGAAGCGGAUGCAGUAAGACGAGAGCUGACAAGCCUCGUCAGGCCGUGUUUCCUUCGAUUUCUGAUGAGUGAAUCUUUUUAUAAUUACUUACAUUGUGUGGAUAUCUCCAGCAAGACUGUUUUCUUUUAAAUCAAUAUCUCCAAUGAGAAGCACAUAUAUGAAUCGCCUUUCCCUUGAUACUGAGAUUUGGUCAAGACUCGCGCGAAUGCCAAACGGACCUAUACUGUGUAUCCUUUCGAGCACUUACAUUUUGGCACACAAAGAAUCGUGUCAGUAGCUGAAAUGUCAGCGCUCAAUUUUUUGGCCAUCGAAGCACUUUUCAAUCAUUAGUAGUGCGACUGAAAGCGAAUGCGGAUGCAAAGAAAACUUCUUGUAUUACAAGGACCCUGCAUACGUUAUAUAGCAGACUUAUAAAAAAGUGUUUCAUUUUAUUAUGCCCUGUAAUCAUUGCCCCUGAGGUUGAAGAGUUGUUUAAAACAAUAUCAUUUCCAAUGCCAAUCCAUCUUCAAGCACACCAUUAAUGAUUUAAAAACGUCUUCUGCAAAUAGAUGAACGAUAUUGACAUGCCUCUGCGUUUGAGCCCUUGAAUCUUAAGUCUGCUUGAUAUAUGUUGUUGAGAGUUUAAAAGAUAAUAAAGCGCCAAGCAAAUUCACCACAUAACCAUGGUACACUUGUCAAAAACCAGCUCCAUCAGCGGUUUAAAACUUUCAUGAAUGCUGUACAACUAAUAUAGAAAAAACAAAUUCGCGCGAAACAUAAUAAAAUCUGAGUGCCGAAAAAACAUAAUAGGGAACGUAAAAUCUAUCUACUUUACAAUUUCGUAUAGACAAGAACUGUAAGCGCUAUUAAAACGGGGUUUCCGUUCAAGAAUUCCGUUCAGGAAUUCUAAAAUUAUUAAAUCCGAAGUUGAACAGUGCGACGUUACUGUGUCGGAGAGCGAUUUCAUGACCCUAUAAGCUCUACCUCUGCCGCAUCGGAGACAAUAAAUUUA
Messenger RNA from Hyalella azteca, 2993 nucleotides. RefSeq lists its product as uncharacterized. The record is from RefSeq and is a predicted model, not a curated record. NCBI's taxonomy places the organism in Eukaryota, Metazoa, Arthropoda, Malacostraca, Amphipoda, Hyalellidae. The transcript is spliced from 6 exons. Bases 89 to 919 code for a protein of 276 amino acids.